CAUCAGUAGGGGCCGGGCUCCGCGGGCAGAGGCCGGAGAUGGCGGCGCCCUCGGCCCCGCGGCCGCCGCGGCCCCGCAAGGAGCCGCAGCCGCUGGUCAUCCCGCGCAGCGCGGCCGAGGAGCAGCGCCUGCGCCUGGAGCGCCUCAUGAAGAACCCGGACAAGACCGUUCCCAUCCCCGAGAAACUGAGCGAAUGGGCGCCGCGACCUCCCCCAGAGUUUGUCCGAGAUGUCAUGGGUUCUAGUGCUGGAGCUGGCAGUGGUGAAUUCCAUGUGUACCGCCAUCUUCGCCGGAGAGAGUAUCAGAGGCAGGAUUUUAUGGAUGCGAUGGCUGAGAAGCAAAAACUGGAUGAGGAAUUCCAAAAGAAAUUGGAGAGGAAUAAGAUGAUUGCGGAGGAGCAGACAGCGAAACGCAGAAAGAAGCGCCAGAAGUUGAAAGAGAAGAAGCUGCUGGCUAAGAAAAGUAAACUAGAACAAAAGAAGGAAAAAGAACUCCACAUCCAAUGCCUUUCACCAUCAGUGCAGUAGGAAAAAGCAUGGAGCUAAUAGCAAAUGACAGUUCAUAAUUUUACCACUUGGUGGCAUCAAACUACUACUAAAUGUGAUCCUCAAAGGUCAGAGACUGGACUAAGUAUUAUUGUUACCCAAACAAAACAAAGUGCAGGAACUAGAAGAGGGGCAGUAAGAGAUUCAGGUCUAUUCUAUCCAACCAAACCUUCAGAGUUUAUCACUGGAGUUCCAAUGAUUAAUUUCUGUUUGGGUCCUUCUCUAAUGGGUUAAAACUUUGUGAGCUUUCCACAAACGUUCCUUGCAGCAUACAUCCAAAAGGAGCUCUCUCGAGGCCAGGCCAAAUCUGUCCCUUCUGCAGAUAUCACAGCAAUUUUAUAGCAUGUUGAUUUUUUGAGUGGGCAAAUUUAGACGUUGAAAUUCCAAAGAGCACUCCACGGUUGGUUCUCUGCUUCCCAAUUCCUUUUUGAUUGCAAUCAGGAAUAUAUGCGUAUACAUGCAGAGGUGAGAGCGUGGGAAAAAAUAGUACUCAGAACUGGCCCUUUUAAAGUUUCUGCCUAACUUUCCUUUUGUUUCUUGUAGACCGUUACUUAAUCAUAUGAUAGCUGAUAGUAAUAAUCAGGUUACUGAGAUAAAACAGAAGUGCAGUCUGAAUGCGGGUGCUAUUUCUCAUAGUAAGACUGGUUCUGGGGGGGUCUCUUAGCUGGAUAGAAUGUUAGUAAAUACACUGUUGGGAGCAAUUCUGUGAUGACCCUUGGGAAGGAGCAAGAUGUGACCUAAACUUAUUUUCCCUAACAUCCAAGACUGAUUUGUUGGUGAUUAUUCUGAUGUGCCUUCCUUACUACAUGUCAUCAGAUUAUCCCAUUU
Alligator mississippiensis (American alligator) is the source of this 1373-nucleotide messenger RNA. RefSeq names its product PRKR interacting protein 1 (gene PRKRIP1). Gene Ontology annotation, molecular function: protein kinase binding; protein kinase inhibitor activity; double-stranded RNA binding. Gene Ontology annotation, biological process: negative regulation of protein kinase activity. The coding region runs from base 39 to 527 and encodes 162 amino acids. The transcript is spliced from 6 exons. The record is from RefSeq and is a predicted model, not a curated record. NCBI's taxonomy places the organism in Eukaryota, Metazoa, Chordata, Crocodylia, Alligatoridae. Gene Ontology annotation, cellular component: nucleolus.